UGCAGUAUAUACGAUAACUUAGAAAGACUAUCAUAAAUAUAAAGACUACUCCAAUUACAGCCAAAUACAUGUAACUGCUAUGUGACUUUGUCAAAAUUGAUAAGUUUCAGUUUGUGACUAUGUGUAACUAGAUCUAUGUUGGGAUGUUACAUUUGUUUCUAAGAAAAAUGAAAUCUGAGAGUCUUACAAAAAUCUAUCAAUGUCAGUUUGUGACCAUGUGUUACUUCCUUGUACAAGAUGUAUAUAGGCAUAUUACCCUUUGCAAAAAAGUCAGUCUGUGACUCUGUGUGACUAUUAAGGACUGAAGCCCUUCCCUCGAGUAUUUACUAUAACAAGGGUGACAUUCUGCUUUUAGAAUACAGACGGUUUGCUACAGGUAACAAAUAAUCGAGUACUUGUGAAAAAACUUCGAUUUGAGCCAUAUCUAACAUUGCACACACCUUCGAUAAUUUCAAGUGUUUAGGCAGAAUUUCGUGAACAUUUUCCGAUGAAAUGCCCACUGAUGAUUGGAAAACUGUAUAUCUCGAGUCUUCUACUACAAUGCUGCUACGUUGUAAGGCGCACUUCACGAGGAAGAUAUUGUACUCUAGCAUACUGCCGUUGAUACAACAAUAACUUGUCUGUUCUCCACUCCUUGCGGGUAAAUGCUUACACUAAUAAUCAUAACCCUGUCUGUUCCUCUUGCCUCGCUAAAACAUCAAUAACCUUUCUAUUCUCUGUACCUCGCUGGAAAAUACUGUCGCUGGCAGAUCAAUACCUUAUCUGUUAACAGUGCCCCGCUGGAAAACACUGUCGCUGAUGCAUCAAUAUCCUGUCUGUUCUCCGUGUUUCUUGGAAAAUACUGUCGCUGAUACACAAGUUCCCUGUCUGAUCUCCGUGCCCCGCUAAAACACUGUCGCUGAUAUAUCAAUAUCCUACCUGUUCUCCGUGCAUCUUGGAAAAUACUGUCGCUGAUACACAAGUUCUCUGUCUGAUCUCCGUGCCACGCUGGAAAACACUGUUGCUGAUACAUCAAUAUCCUGUCUGUUCUCCGUGCAUCUUGGAAAAUACUGUCACUAAUACAACAAUAUCCUAUCUGUUUCUCUGUGCCUUGCUGGAAAACGUACUGAAAUGUUUUUGUAAAUAUGUUAACGUACCGUCAUGAUUGCAACAGUGCUUGAUAUUGUUACAGUUACUAUUUGUUGGCAAUGGAUCAUAACAUUAAUUCAAGAUUAAUAUAUUUAAUAGGCAUAUACGAGGGUCGUUCAACAAAUACGUAGACUGGUGCCAUAACUUCAAAACUAGCCAAUAAAGCCGUCCUAAGUUUGUAUCAUUUUGAAAUAUAGUGUCUCUGAUAUGUAUUUGCCAAAUCUGAAAGAGUUACCAUGAAUUAUGUCUGUAAUGUGAUCAUUUGUUUAAACAAGGGCUAUGCUGUGCGACCCACGAUACUACAAACAUGUUCUGCUGUUCAUUCGCGGUUUGAAGUAUCAGGGCACGUUUAGUUUGUGGAGAUCUCGAUGCUUUCUUUGUACUGAGAUAUACAUUUGGUAUGCUUAAAGAUGGUUUUUAAUUUGGCAGUAUAAACUUGCAACAUAGCCGCAUUCACGGUAUGUUGGCUAUACCACAGACACUUGGUGUCAGCACCCCGUUUCCUUCGCCCCUGUCAACAGUUACUCGAUGUCUUUUGAAAUAAUCUUUUUCUUUAGCCGAUAUUAUAAUUUUUUUUUAUAAAUGAAACACCGAUCAAUAAACGGUGUACAAGUUAAAUGCAUUUUAUGCAUAGGACUACGCGUAUUACGACUGUAAAUUGUAGUUCAUAUGGCGACGUUCUAGCCUUUCCUCGUGUAGGAUGAUCCCAGCUGCCCCUCUUGAUAUUGUUUCAGGUACUGGCGGUCACCUGGGCCACCUGUGUAAAAUCGCCGACCUUCCGUAAGCCAACUGGAUGGCUUGUUAGAGGCAAGUAUUUCGAACUCUCGUUCACGGAGGAGCCUUGUGAUAUAAUGAAGAACAAUAGUAAAAUAUAUAGUUUUAGAUUCACAUUAAUGAUUAAAUGUAUAUUCUGAUAUCAUAUUUCAGAAGACUUGAAAAUACUAUGGGUAAACGAGUGACACGACAGAAGGAUAUAGACCAGGGAUGGGCAUGGGUAGCGAUGACGUCAUCAUAUAUUGGCAUGGUUAUAUACUGCGUGCCUUUAUACAUGACGGAGUCUUGUACAUAGCUCUCCUCGACAAGUAUAACGAGGGAGAGGUAAAAACAUCCUUGAUAGGGGCAGUAUGCUCAGGAUUACUAUGUUUUGCAGCUCCUUUAGGCGGAGUCAUCAAUAAUCGGUUCAGCUGUCGAGUUUCCAUCAUACUGGGUGGUGUAUUAUCAACGACUGGAUUUGCCACAAGUGCUUUCGUACCAAGUAUCGACUGGAUGAUAGUUACUGCCGGUGUAAUGAAGUAUUUCGACCCCCAUAGAAUAAUGACCCCCCGGUCAUUAUUCUAUAGAAAAAGUGACCCCCGGUCAUAGUAUUAUGACCUCCAGGUCAUAGUACUAUGACUCCCCCACGAGAAGUAAACUGAACCUCA
Mercenaria mercenaria is the source of this 2549-nucleotide messenger RNA. RefSeq names its product monocarboxylate transporter 12-like. The record is from RefSeq and is a predicted model, not a curated record. Gene Ontology annotation, molecular function: monocarboxylic acid transmembrane transporter activity. Lineage: Eukaryota; Metazoa; Mollusca; Bivalvia; Venerida; Veneridae. Bases 2113 to 2490 code for a protein of 125 amino acids. The transcript is spliced from 2 exons.